AUGGGGCUAGAGGCAUCUUUGUCUAGUUCUGUCCCACCUGACAAGGAACUCCUGAGAAAUGAACCCAGCCUGCAGCCCCUUGGGAAGGACCAGCUGAGACCCAGGCUCAGGUUGACCCUGAGCCUCCUGGGUCAACCCCUUCCCUCCAACCCCUUCCCUCCUCCAGACAGCACACCAGAGCCCUGGGACCAAGGGGUACAUCCCGGCCUGCGCAGCUUCCCCGGUAAGCCCUGCACCAAUGACAGUGACAGCCUGGACCUGCCUGACAGCUCUCGGGCGCUGCUGCUGGGCUGGGUGCCCACCAUGCUGGUGCCCGGGCUCUAUGGCCUGGUCUUGGCAGUGGGGCUGCCCGCCAACGGCCUGGCGCUGUGGGUGCUGGCCACGCGGGUGCCGAGGCUGCCCUCCACGGUGAUGCUGAUGAACCUGGCCGCUGCAGACCUGCUGCUGGCCCUGGCGCUGCCCCUGCGCUUGGUCUACCACCUGCGGGGCCAGCGGUGGCCCUUCGGCGAGGCUGUCUGCCGCCUGGCCACAGCGGCACUCUACAGCCACAUGUAUUGCUCUGUCCUGCUGCUGGCCGCCAUCAGCCUGGACCGCUACCUGGCCGUGGUGCACCCGCUGCGGUCCCGAGGCCUUCGAAGCCAACGUCUGGCCGCCGGGUUCUGUGCGGCAGCCUGGCUGGUGGCGUUCACCCUGACGCUGCCCCUGCUGCUGCAGCGGCAGACCUUCCUCCUGUCCAGCUCCAACCACAUGCUCUGCCAUGACGUGCUGCCCCUGGGCGACCAGGCCACCUACUGGCGGCCGGCCUUCAUCUGCCUAGCUGUGCUGGGCUGCUUCCUGCCGCUGCUGUUCAUGCUUCUGGGCUAUGGGGCCAUCCUGUGCGUGCUGGCCGCCAGUGGACAACGCUACCACCACGCGCUGCGGCUGACCGGACUGGUACUGGCCUCUGCGGUGGCCUUCUUCACGCCCAGCAACGUGCUGCUGCUGCUGCACUACUCCAACCCGGGUCCAGACGCCUGGGGGGAACUGUAUGCCGCCUACAUGCCCAGCCUGGCGCUCAGCGCCCUCAACAGCUGUGUGGAUCCCUUCGUCUACUACUACGUGUCAGCCGAGUUCAGGGCCAGGGUGCGGGAAGGACUGCUCCGCCGGCCACCUGGUGCCAGCUCAACCUCCCGGGAAGGGGGCAGCCCCAUGAUGGGCACCCGGUCCUCCUCACUCGUGUGA
This is a messenger RNA of Condylura cristata (star-nosed mole), 1221 nucleotides long. RefSeq names its product coagulation factor II (thrombin) receptor-like 3 (gene F2RL3). Gene Ontology annotation, biological process: thrombin-activated receptor signaling pathway; blood coagulation; positive regulation of Rho protein signal transduction. NCBI's taxonomy places the organism in Eukaryota, Metazoa, Chordata, Mammalia, Eulipotyphla, Talpidae. Bases 1 to 1221 code for a protein of 406 amino acids. Gene Ontology annotation, molecular function: thrombin-activated receptor activity. The record is from RefSeq and is a predicted model, not a curated record. Gene Ontology annotation, cellular component: membrane. The transcript has a single exon.